CCUCUUUAUUCUCCAAGUCGCUGAUUCUUCUUGACAACGCGAAUGUUUGUUUUUCCGCUUUCCUAGAAACCGCCGGCGACGCUUAAAAACGACGUUAACGGUGAAUCUCCUCGGCCUACUAGCGAAGCCACACCGCGCGUCUGAACUCUGAGCGUUUUUUUUUAAUGGUAAAGUCUGGAGUACUGUUCUUCUGUAUGUAACGGGGGUUUUUAACUCCUAGCUCUCAGCGAACCGCUCGGCUGUAUUUAGGGAAAUCCACGCGUCCACGGAGGCGGCGCUUGCUGGAGUUCACCGAAGAGCUAGACAGUUUUCAGCCCAGAGCACUCAGUCUUACCUUUGACUCAACGUUAAGCAGUUGAUUUCGACACGAGUAACUCUGUUAUGUGUCGUUUUCCCAAUCGUUCCGUCCAGUGACCCUGGCUGCCGCGUGAAAACGGUUCGUCGAGCGUUCCCGCAGUGCUUCCCCUGUGUUGGUUUUACAGUUUUUUUCUGGACAGCCUCGGUCCCUACAGAGAUGCUGAACCAAAGCGCGUACAUUGAGAAGGACUUUCAAGCACCAGAUUAAAAAAAGAAAAAAAGCCGCAGCCGUCUCCCCGUCUUCACCUACCUCUCUGCUUUCAACGCAUCCAAAGUCCAGUCUCAGAAGAACAUGGCGUUUUUAAUGAAAAAGAAGAAGUUCAAGUUUCAGAUACACUUCACUCUGGAGGAGCUCACGGCUGUGCCGUUUGUGAACGGGAUGCUCUUCUGCAAAAUCAGGCUGUUGGAUGGUGGAGACUUUUCCAUUUCUUCAUCCAGGCAAGAGGUUCAGGAAAACUGUGUUCGCUGGCGAAAGAAGUUCUCCUUUGUUUGUAAGAUGAGUGCCAGUCCUGCCACGGGGGUCCUGGACCCCUGCAUUUGCAGAGUGUCUGUGCGUAAGGAACUUAAAGGUGGAAAGGCUUUUUCAAAGCUGGGCUUUGCUGACCUCAACUUGGCGGAGUUUGCUGGUUCAGGCUCCACUGUUCGCUGCUGUAUACUAGAAGGCUACGACACCAAGAACACUCGGCAGGACAACUCCAUACUCAAAGUUACCAUUGGCAUGACUCUUCUAUCUGGAGAUCCCUGCUUUAAAACGCCUGUGAGCACAGCUAAGACCAUUGCCAUGGCUGGGCAGGACCCCUCUCUGCAGCUGGACCGCAAGGGAGAGGGCACCGCCGACCACUCUGCACCGGCCCUCGGUGGCAUCACUCGCCGAUCGGUCAAAAGCAGACCCUCUGUGAACAACUCUGGAGGACUUCAGGAGGGAUUGGAGGAGAACCUGUCCAGUCCAGAUGAAGUGUUUCACACAGGACAUUCUCGCAACUCCAGCUUUGCCAGCCAACAAAGCAAAAUCUCAGGUGGGACUCAGGGCACGAUCAAACGAGCAUCAGGCUACAGUACAGAGCACUCUCACUCCUCCAGCCUGACAGAUCUGUCCCAGCACCGGCGGAACACCUCCACCAGCAGCAGCAACACAUCAGGAGGAACGUCUACAACGAUCGAGAGCCCGGUAGAGCCGGAGAAAGACAUGAUAAAACCAGAGAGACCCCCACGUCCCCCACGACCCAGUAUGCCCCUAAACAGACCCUCAAGGAGAAAGAAGGACUCUGUGGAGAACCAUCCCACAUGGGUGGACGACACGCGCAUUGAUGCAGACGAUAUUGUGGAGAAGAUUGUGCAGAGUCAGAACUUUGCGGAUGUCAGCAACAAUGAAGACAGCAAUUUAACACUGUUCAUCAGCAGAGAUGGCACCACAGCAUUAAGCGGCUUACAGCUUGUCAACAGGGUGUCUGCGGGUGUUUUUGAACCGGUGGUGAUUGAGAGCCAUUAGAUCUCUGAAGCCGGCAGUCACUCUCACAGCCACUGCCUUUUCUAUUAUUAUUUAAACAAUGGAGAAAGAAAGACAGGGACUUGUCAGAGUGGACACCUGACUUCACAAAUCCUCGCAUGGGUCUAAUUUAUUGCUCGCCAAUUACAAGCAUAAUACCCUAAUUAUUCAUAAAAAAACAGUGGUGGGUACAUUCAUUGUUCUAUGAUUAAGAAUGAAUUAAUCAUAAAUAUUUUACAGCGGAUUACAAACUACUUGAAAUGCCUUAAGAAAUGAGGCUAGAUGGAAGCUUCAGUCUAACACUGUGAAAUAUGAGGGUAGUCCAAAGGCUUUAGAAAGAAAAUUUAGUUCUAAUAAUAUUCUAUUAAAGUUUUUGUAGCAUUUUGCAUAUUAUUUAAUAUUUUAAAAUGGGAAUUUAAUGCUUUUUUUUCCACUGAAAUCCACUUGCCGUUGCAUACAUUCUAAUAAUGCAGUUUAGUCAUUACCAACCCAUUAGAUUAUCAUGGAUUAAUGUUCCUGUAUGGCUGGCCAUACAAAUAUGUCAGAGGCAAAGAAAACAGGUGAAGGGUGAGUUCACCCCAAAAUUAAAAUUCUGUCAUUAAUUACAAACCUGUAAGACCUUCAGUCAUCUUCAGAACACAAAUCAAGAUAUUCACGAUGAAAUCCACAGACAGCAGCACAACUGAAAUGAUCCCACAUCCAGAAAAACAGUCCACGGGACAUCAGUAUAUCAACUUCAGUUUUGCAACGUUACGAGAACCAUUCUUAGACCCCCGAGUUACGCCUUCUGCCUUUUCGGAGAUUGCUUAAGAAUGUAUUUAACGUAAUCAGCGUUGUUUACAUCCCGAGGGGAAAGUGCGCACAUGAACAUGACAGAUGUGACAGAAUUUACAUUUUGGAGUGAAUAAACCCUUUAAGCUGUUCCCCCACACAGCCACUUUCAGUAUCACACUCUCAUGUGAGGUGGGCCAGAGUUUGCUUACAUAUGUUCCAGCUGGACUGGUGAACAGGAAACGUAUGAAUAUACUGUAAAUAUACAGUACUUCCCCAUCUCCUUCUCUUUCUCUUUCUCUUUCGUAAAUUUCCCAGCGUAUUCCUGACUUGGCCUAUCACAGUAUUUCAGUUUCACUAUUCUUCUACGUCUUCGACUUCGCUGCUGGUUUCAGCUCAGAAGUUUUGCGUGACUGUGAGUUUUGGCUCUGACGGCGCCGCGCACGACGCAAGAGCACAGCCAAGUCAUUUGCGGGAUCCUCUCACUAGGGUCUCGUCAGUUUCAAAAUAGCCAUAUCCAGUGAGAUCCUGCAUUGCGCAGCUAAAAUACAGAGCAAGAGCAAAUGAUUUGGAGAAUCCUUGUUGUAAGACACCACUGAAUAAUUCCAUUGUUUUUAGGGCUAGAUCAGAGACGGUGACUCAUAGUCACGCGUCUGUCCUUGGCGACCGCCUCUGUGUUUCUAACAAGCACCUGGUGUGCAGUAGGAAACAGCGUGCAACAGGCCUGACAGCGAAACAGAGAAAACAGAAGGCCCAGUUUUCUGUGUUUCUCCGUCAUGCACUGCUUGUUUGUCAUCUGAUUAGUUAUUCAUGAUCUUUGUCACGGAGAUGACUCUUUCUCAGUUGAUCUGAGAGCAUUCACCACAUUAAAGACUGAUAUUUUGUUCUAUUUUUUUGUCAGUUGCGAGAAAAGUGCAAUGUGGGCCUGUUUUUUUUAUUUUUUUUUUUAAAGCCCAUAAAAUAUUUCACCUGUCCAGUGGCUUAAAAUGAUACGUUUAAACAGAAUCGCUGUUCACUAGCAUUAAUUAAUGUUCUUGUUAUUAAUGCCAUUAAAAAAAUGAGUUUCUGGCAUGGAUUUUUACUCCUGGAAAUUUAAAGUAACACUAACUUUUAAAGGGCAAAAUAUACAGUAUGACAUUACGUGGCCUGAUAAAGCCUAGUGUUCUGGAUGUUUCUGCUUAGCUAAUAUAAUAAAGGGAUUCUCUGAAGACACUGAAAAACUUAUCUAACUUUUUAUUGUUUACUCUUUAUAGCUUCAGUCUACUCUUACACAAAAAAGCUAUUAGCAACUAAGGACAAUAACUCUAUACUGUCAUCUUUAUUUUCGAGCCAGCGGGCUGGUUCACUGGAAUCUCUUUCAGGGGGAUUUUCCCCUCAACCUUGAUGUCAAAAAAAAUCCUGUAAAGUCUUAACAUUUGUGGUGAAAUAAUGACCAUCUGUGGUUUCCGUUCUUUCUCUCUUCACCCUCUUUGUCUUACAAACACUUUUGUAAUGUUUUUAGUGAUAAUUGACUGUAACCUGUGAUCUUUCUAGCGCAGAAGAGUAGAUAUAUAUACAUAUAUAUUUGAUUUAAGAUGCUGUUGCAGGGAGCAGACUGAGGUCUAUGCAAAAGUUGGAAACAAGAGGGAUGAUGUCAUUUAUAGUUUUUGUACAUUUCAGUAAUCUGGAGCUUUUGUUCUUUUAAAAAAAAAAAAAAAAAAAUACGGUUGUUUAAUUAAUGUGUGCACGUUCAUUUAUUUGUGUUUAAAAUAAAGAUUGUUUUAAAUAUGUACAUCUAAGGUUCAACCGGUGGCACAGGCUCCAGGAUACUGAAACCUCAGAUGAUAUAUAUGUAAAGUUCACUACAACAGCACUUAACUACAGAGGACUAACUAACGUCGCUCACACAUUCUCCAGAAUGUUCAUCUUCAUUUCUCCUGUACCAUCCUAAAAAGGACGAAAGCUACGCACUUACAGAAAGCUUUCCACGAUAACAUCCAUAUUAAUGACAGCAACAUUCAUGAAGUGAAAUAUAUUCUGAUUUCCUUAAAAAUGGAUUUACCACUAAAGUACUAUGGAAAUGAAUUUAUUUUUCUGAUUGUGACAAAUAUUUAUAUAUUAUCAAUGCGGUGUUGCUCCAAAGUUUUCAUGCUAUUACGUUUGGUUUCAUGCAUGGGGAUCGAGAGGAUAAUUUUUAAUGAUGGAACGGAACAAUAUUUCUACACUCAAAUGUGAAUGUUUCUUUCUUUAAUGUAACUGUCAGGUGAGGUUAUGUGUAUGUAUUAUUUGGGGGAAAUAAAGAUAAUGCUGGGUAAUAAAUAA
Messenger RNA from Puntigrus tetrazona (Sumatra barb), 4915 nucleotides. It is a transcript of the gene eeig1b, whose product is annotated as family with sequence similarity 102 member Ab. The coding region runs from base 650 to 1846 and encodes 398 amino acids. The record is from RefSeq and is a predicted model, not a curated record. The transcript is spliced from 13 exons. NCBI's taxonomy places the organism in Eukaryota, Metazoa, Chordata, Actinopteri, Cypriniformes, Cyprinidae.